Branchiostoma belcheri (Belcher's lancelet) is the source of this 3770-nucleotide messenger RNA. RefSeq lists its product as uncharacterized. Lineage: Eukaryota; Metazoa; Chordata; Leptocardii; Amphioxiformes; Branchiostomatidae. Gene Ontology annotation, molecular function: protein binding. The record is from RefSeq and is a predicted model, not a curated record.
UUACAGCAUGUCACCCCCUCCCAUAUUUUCAUACGUCCCAAUGACAACCUUUGACCUUCCUGGAAGGUUCCCGCGCUUUUUGCUUCGAGGAUGCGCAUUCCAGCUGAAGAAGACCCAGGGACGGCGGAAAUCGAGACGAGAGCUUCAUUCCGAUUUCCGUAGACCUCAGAAGUCAGUGGGGACCAAGGAGUCCAAGAAUUACUGGUACUGCAGGUUUAGAAUAGGGGCAUGAUGGCAGGGUCAACACGAUCACAGGACUUCUGCCACAAUCCACACGCAGGCUCCCUCUUGCAGGGAUUGCAGGAACUGCGGUCUGACAACCUGCUGACAGACGUCAUCCUUUGCGUCUCAGGAAGAGAGAUUCCGUGCCACCGCAAUGUCCUCGCUGCUUGCAGCGGGUACUUCCGUGCCAUGUUCUGCAACGGACACCGCGAGAGCCAGGAGCACAACGUCACCAUUCACGACGUCGGCACCAACAUCCUGCAGCUGCUUGUGGACUAUGCGUACACGUCGAAGGUCACCAUCACAGACGACAAUGCCGUGAAACUGCUGGAAGUCGCCAACUUCUUCCAGAUCCAACCGGUGCGUGAUGCUUGCGCGAAGCACAUCUCUGACAAUCUUACUGCUAAUGACUGUCUGAAGAUGGCGCACAUGGGGAGCAUGCUGUCCUGCCCAGACCUGGAGAAGAGGGCGUGGUCCUGUGCCACGAGGGAGUUCUCGGGAGUCUGCGAGACCCCGGAGUUCCUUUAUUUGACAAGGGAACAGCUCAUCAAGCUGGUCUCAUCUGAUGACCUUGGUGCCUCUGAGGAAAGCGUGUACACUGCUGUGAUGGCCUGGAUCAACCACGACAUCAGGGAGAGGAAGAAGGAGAUGAAAGACCUGCUGAGAUGGGUCAGGUUCCCCUUCAUGGAUAGACUGUACUUCUUGGAGAAUGUGGAGAGCAACGAGGCCGUACGCGAGGCUUGCCAGGACUUCUUGACGGAAGCUCGUAGGUACCACAUGUUCCCGGGAGAGGUCCAGUCUCCGCGCGCCCGUCCCCGCCGCGCCAGUGGUCUGAUGGAGAUGGUAGUGAUCAUUGGAGGAACAGAGACACGGGGAACUGGAGCUGAGGACCAUGCCGUCAUCUCAAACCACGUCAUGACAACCACAGUUGCAGCGCCAUCAGAGACGAGUUGGUCUGUUACGACGAGAAUGAAGAGGAACAACGACAGUGGUUUUGCUGUGGCUGUUCUCGGCAAAAGCGACAUUAUCGUGUCUACAGGUACCCGUUUUGCCAAGGAUGUGUGGCUGUAUCAGCCAGAACUCAACUCCUGGUCCAAACUUGCUAAGAUGAACACUAAUCGGUACAACCACAAGCUAGCAGUGGUUCAAGGGAAAGUAUAUGCCAUUGGAGGUAAAGACGACCUUUCUGCGCUAUUAAAUGUGGAGAUCUACGACAGGAACCAGAACAAGUGGACGGAGGGCAUUCCACUCCCACAGGCAAGGUACCACCACGCAGCGGCAGUGUUGGAAGGCAAGAUAUACGUGAUGGGUGGAUUUGGUGCUGAUCACGAACCAACAGCUACGAUGUACCGCUUCACCCCAGGUGACUCGCAGUGGAGGGAAAUGGAGCACAUGCCUCAACCAGGAGGUCGUCUCAACGCUGCAGUUCUCUUUGGCAGCAUCUAUGUUGCUGGGCUUGGUGAAGGCUUGAUGUGUAAGUGGAACCAGUGGGAGUGGAACCCCUGGAAUUGGAUGAGGUGGCCUGUCCCAUUCGAGUGCGGGAUAACCACGUACCAGGGGAAGAUUUACAUCACGGGAGGCCACAGUGGCGAUAGCAGGGGAGACAAACAGAUCUGGUGCUAUGAUCCAGAAUUCGAGUCAUUCAAGUCUGGCUUGCAGGAACUGCGGUCUGACAACCUGCUGACAGACGUCAUCCUCUGCGUCUCCGGUAGAGAGAUCCCGUGCCACCGCAAUGUCCUCGCUGCUUGCAGCGGGUACUUCCGUGCCAUGUUCUGCAACGGACAUCGCGAGAGCCAGGAGCACAAGGUCACCAUUCACGACGUCGGCACCAACAUCCUGCAGCUACUUGUGGACUAUGCGUACACGUCGAAGGUCACCAUCACAGACGACAAUGCAGUGAAACUGCUGGAAGGCGCCAACUUCUUCCAGAUCCAACCGGUGCGUGAUGCUUGCGUGAAGUUCAUCUCUGGUAAUCUUAGCUCUAAGAACUGUCUGCAGAUGGUGCGCAUGGGGAGCAUGUUGUCCUGCCCCGACCUGGAGAAGAGGGCGUGGUCCUUUGUCACAAGGGAGUUCUCGGCAGUUUGUGGGACACGGGAGUUGCUUUAUUUGACAAGAGAACAGCUCAUCAAGCUGGUCUCAUCUGAUGACCUUGGUGCCUCUGAGGAAAGCGUGUACACUGCCGUGAUGGCCUGGAUCAACCACGACGUCAGGAAGAGGAAGACGGAGAUGAAAGACCUGCUGAGAUGGGUCAGGUUCCCUUUCAUGGACAGGCUGUACUUCAUGGAGAAUGUGGAGAGCAAUGAAGCAGUACGCAAGGCUUGCCAGGAUUUCUUGACGGAAGCUCGUAGGUACCACAUGUUCCCAGGAGAGGUCCAGUCGCCUCGCACCCGUCCCCGCCGCACCAGUGGUCUGAAGGAGACAUUAGUGGUCAUUGGAGGAACAGAGAAACGGUCAACUACCCCCGACGACCCUACAGUCUUCUCAAACGCCGUCAUGACAACCAUGGUUGCAGCACCAUCAGAGACGAGUUGGUCUGUUACCACGAGAAUGAAGAGGAACAACGACAGUGGUUUUGCUGUGGCUGUUCUCGGCAAAAGCGACAUCAUCGUGUCUACAGGCACCAGUUUUGCCCAGGAAGUGUGGCUGUACCAUCCAGAACUCAACUCCUGGUCCAAACUUGCUAAGAUGAACACCAAUCGGUACAACCACAAGCUAGUAGUGGUUCAAGGGAAAGUAUACGCCAUUGGAGGCAAAGACGACCUUUCUGCGCUAUCAGAUGUGGAGAUCUACGACAGGAACCAGAACAGGUGGACGACGGGGAUUCCACUCCCACAGCCAAGGUACCACCAUGCAGCGGUAGUGUUGGACGGCAGGAUAUACGUGAUGGGUGGAUUUGAUGCUGAUCACAGACGAACAUCUACAAUGUACUGCUUCACCCCAGGUGACUCAAAGUGGAAGGAGGAGUACUUGCCUCAACCAGGAGGUCGUCUCAACGCUGCAGUUCUCAUGGGCAGCAUCUAUGUUGCUGGGCUUUAUGAAGGCUUUAUGGGUAAGUGGAACCAGUGGGAGUCCUGGCAUUGGAUGAAGUGGCCCGCACGUGUCCCAUUUGAGUGCGGGUUAACCACGUACCGGGGGAAGAUUUACAUCACGGGCGGCCACAGUGGCGACAGCAGGGGAGGCAAACAGAUCUGGUGCUAUGAUCCAGAAUUCAAGUCAUUCAAGUCUGCAGGAAACUUGCAGAAGGGUCUGUAUGGCCAUACCUGCGUCACCAUACUGAAGUGUUGCUGAUUAGAAAGUUGAUGAUGAUUGCAUAAAGUUGACUGUUCUGUACUGGACUGUACAAAGCUACCAAUCAUGCUAUGGUGCUGCAUAUGAAAGUAGCUGUGAAACUGUAGGGGCCCAUACUGUAUCAAAGAUAAGGUGCCUUGUCAACUUUUCUACAUGACUUCAACAAGGAAGAAAGAUAUUGAGAGAUAAGAAUAUGCAGGAUCCGAGGACCAGAGAAGUGACAGAACAUAACUGGAAACCCUGUUUUGUCAUAUCUCGUA